AUGCCCAAUGACAUUCUAAACAUAGUCAGCUUUAUUUCACCACCUCGACUGGCAGCUCCAGUUCCGGAGGCGUGGUUUUCAGGAAGCGUCACUCCGGUGGUUCAGGGUGGUGUGACCGCUUCUCCUUGCGGACAAGGAGAUCAGGCUCAGGGUACUCCUAGGGUAGCGAACAACGACUACACGAGGCAAUCGGCCACGAUACAACAUGUACCACAAUCUUCGGCGGCCACUACAGCGGAUAGUUCAAAACACGAGUGCGCAAACGAUGGCUGUUAUUCUCGCAAUGGCCCAGUCGACGCAGAGGCUGACAUCGCGAUCGGAGUCGCUGCCGGACCCGCCAACAUUCACGCUCUCGCAGCCGUGACACGGUGUACCACGGAGACUCGCGAAUCUCCCCGUGAGAUUGCUACGACUCGGGGCGGCAAUGUCUUUGAUGAUAGUCCACGCGGACACCGCAGCAGUGACUCGGAGCGAUCAGCUGUCCAUCGCCACCAGCCGUCUUCAAGGCGGGACGCGAAUGUACACAGACAUCAAACACUCGAGGAGCCACGAGACUCGCGAGCUUUGCGUUCGCGCGAUUAUUACUACCGCGAAAGUGCCGACAUUCACGCAGCAGGACCAAUGAUGACGACGAUUUUGGGCGAGCAUCGCUGA
Molecule: messenger RNA, 654 nt
Organism: Phytophthora infestans T30-4
Lineage: Eukaryota; Oomycota; Peronosporomycetes; Peronosporales; Peronosporaceae
Exons: 3
Coding region: 1-654 (217 amino acids)
Source: RefSeq, a predicted model, not a curated record